This is a messenger RNA of Sclerotinia sclerotiorum 1980 UF-70, 507 nucleotides long. RefSeq lists its product with no specific name. The coding region runs from base 1 to 507 and encodes 168 amino acids. The transcript has a single exon. The record is from RefSeq and is a predicted model, not a curated record. Lineage: Eukaryota; Fungi; Ascomycota; Leotiomycetes; Helotiales; Sclerotiniaceae.
AUGUAUUUCUCUUACACACCAUCACCACCCUCAACAAGCUAUAGCACCUCCUCCGCUAUGGAGAUCCCAUCCUCCUCGAGUUCCCGUCCACAAUCUCCAUCAUGUGCCUUUCCCUCUUGGCCACGUCGAUCAUCCAUGAACUCUACCAACUCCAUCGACGCUCAGACCCAAAACUACUCCUACACCUCCUCUGCCUUUUCCGACGAAGAACUCUCAUGUGGUCUUUAUCCUUCCGUCUUUGAAGAAGAAGAUUGUUCACCACUCGCCACACCAAACAUUCGUUCACCAUCUGGAUCCAUGUGCGAACCACAAUACGUCGUUGUCGACAACGCCGCACUUAUGAGAGAAUUAAUUGCACAACAUGCAGCUGAGAAAGCAAAGAAGAAGGAAAAGGCUGCAGCGGAAAAGAGCAAGAAGAGACAUGGAUCUAGUUCACGAAAAUCAAGACAUAGCUCUGGUGCAAACUCGAGUAAACACAUGACGCCCAUUGCCGAGGUUGGUGAAUGA